Amphimedon queenslandica is the source of this 1471-nucleotide messenger RNA. RefSeq lists its product as uncharacterized. The transcript is spliced from 9 exons. Gene Ontology annotation, cellular component: trans-Golgi network. Bases 1 to 1302 code for a protein of 433 amino acids. Lineage: Eukaryota; Metazoa; Porifera; Demospongiae; Haplosclerida; Niphatidae. The record is from RefSeq and is a predicted model, not a curated record. Gene Ontology annotation, biological process: protein targeting to lysosome.
AUGGUUUUCCUGAUUUUGCUGAUCUCUCUCUCAUUGGAGAAAGCUUCUGCACAAGUUGAGAUAUGCGGGGAGCACGAUGUAUAUGAUGUGGCUAGCUUGAAAAAGCAACCACUCUGGUACUCUACCAUAUCUGAUCCAACCCAAUGUGCUGGAGGUACUUCGGACAAAAAAUGUACUAUCAAGUUUUCAGUCUGUGGUCCCCUGCCUCCUGAUACAUGCAGUAGCACUUUUGAUAAUACUGGUUUCUGUCAGGUUAUCACUAAUGUAGUUCCCAGCAUUGAGCACGAUACUGGUAAACAGACGCUUAUCGUUCAUGAAGCAAAUGGUACAUUAGGAUUUCAAUUUGUCUAUAAAAAUGGAAGUGCAGUUGGAGCAUGCAAUCAAACAGAAACGAUUGUUUUCUUUCAGUGUGACCCAGCUGCACAGUGGGAUUCAUAUGAUCCUGAUAUCACACGGUUCCUUAAUGGAUUCCUUGUUGCCAUUGAUAAUGAAUGCUUGUACCUAAUGUUUCUCAACUACAGCGGUGCCUGUAUUGCUCAAAAGCCAAUCUAUCCGCAGCUUUGUAAAUUUGAUGGCUACGACAUUGAAAAACUCUCAGAACCUGAUGCUUGGACGGCCACAGUACCAGUCAAAGACUGUUAUAAUCCUUCUAUUGGUCAAGGCUCUUGCAGUUUCUUGUUUUCUUUCUGCAAAGAAAUACCACAUGGCCAGUGCUACAAUUCAGCUUUCUGUCAAAGUGGCUCUAACGGUGUUAGUUUUGGAAAAUUUGACAAAGACCAGAAGAUUUUUGAAAAUGAUGGUGGUGAUGGCUUCACCAUUACAUAUGGUCAUGGUACUAACACAACUGACUGUCCUGACGGUCUCUUCUCCACACUAGUAUUCACAUGCAACAAAGAUGCCAAUUGGACUUUUGAUCCUGAUAUUAAUCUUGGAAAUAUCACUCAGUUUAUAACAGCUGAACCAACUUUUAAAGACUGUGAGUAUAUUGUUCGAUUUAACUAUUCUGGUGCCUGCAAUGGCGGUUCUUUGUCUCCUACCUUAGCACCAUCAGGCUCAUCACCUCCCUCAAUAGUUGGCUGGAUAUUAAUAGGAAUUUUCUUUGGUGUGGUUGCUCUAUAUAUUUCUGUUGGUGUUUUGGUCCAGGCCAUUAGAGGGAAGAAAGGAAAAGAGCUUAUUCCAAAUCACGAGUUAUGGGGUGCCAUCUUCCUAUACGUUGUUGGCGGUUGUCAAGUUACUAUUGAUUUUGUAACAUGCUACAAGUUCAAGAGUCCAAUGAAGGAGGUCAAAUAUGACGCACUAUAAAUACAAAUGCACAGAAACAAUUUUUGACACUAGUGUAGUAAAAAAAUAGAUAAUAAUGUGCUGGCUGCUGUUUUACUGUUAGUAUAUUGUAUAUGGUAUUUUCCUAUUGUGUGAUAUUGAAUAUUUUUGUUUUUUUUUUUUUGAUAAAUGGAUAUUUUUUUCAGCAAAA